Messenger RNA from Sceloporus undulatus (fence lizard), 2936 nucleotides. RefSeq names its product heparanase (gene HPSE). Gene Ontology annotation, cellular component: extracellular matrix; membrane. The transcript is spliced from 12 exons. The record is from RefSeq and is a predicted model, not a curated record. Gene Ontology annotation, molecular function: hydrolase activity, acting on glycosyl bonds. NCBI's taxonomy places the organism in Eukaryota, Metazoa, Chordata, Lepidosauria, Squamata, Phrynosomatidae. Bases 15 to 1643 code for a protein of 542 amino acids.
UCCAGUGCAGGAGGAUGCUGCUGCCUUCGCUGCUGGCCUGGGUGGCCUCCCUCUGGCUCUCCCUGGCUCAGCCUCCUCCUCCUGCAGCCCAGGAGGGCAUCAUCCAGGCAGCCCAGCUCAGCUUCCAGGCUGGAGCCCAAGCGCUCAGGCAGGUCAGCCCCUUCUUCCUCUCGCUCACCAUCGAUGCCAACCUGGCCACGGAGCCCAGGUACAUCACCGUCCUCGGUUCUACAAAACUACGCACACUAGCAAGAGGAUUAUCUCCUGGCUUUUUGAGGUUUGGUGGCACAAAAACAGACUUCUUGAUUUUUGACCCCAAAAAGAAGCCAACAUUGGAGGAAAGGGUUUUCUUGGAUCUGUUUGCAAAACAAGAUGCUUCAGACAUUUGUAGAUUCAGAUCUCCACCUUUGGAUGUUGUAGAGGAUUUGCAGUCUCAGUGGCCCUUCCAAGCAAUGCUUCUACUCAGAGACCAGUACAAGAAUAAGCACAGAAACACCACCAUUGCACCAAGUACAGUCGAUAUUUUGUACAACUUUGCACAAUGUGCUGAUUUGCAUCUAAUCUUCGGCCUCAAUGCCUUGCUAAGGAAAGGCAGGUCACAGUGGGACAGCACAAAUGCUGAGUUAAUUUUGAAUUACACUGAUUCCCGGAAUUACCAGAUGUCUUGGGAACUUGGAAAUGAGCCUAACAGCUUCAGGCACAAGUCUGGCAUUUAUAUCGAUGGCUUCCAACUGGGGCAGGACUUCAUACAACUCCGUCAGCUUCUCAACAAUUACAGCCUCUACAAAACUGCCAAACUCUAUGGCCCUGAUGUAGGUCAGCCUAGGAAAAAUACUCAGAAGUUGCUGAGGAGAUUCUUGAAAUCAGGAGGGAAAGUAAUUGAUUCUGUUACAUGGCAUCAUUAUUAUUUAAAUGGACGAACUGCCAUCAGGGAGGAUUUUUUGAGUCCAGAUGUGCUAAAUACAUUCAUCACAGCUGUACAGGAAGAACUCCAGCUUGUUGAUGACACAGUACCAGGGAAGAGUGUCUGGCUGGGAGAAACAAGUUCAGCCUAUGGAGGUGGUGCUCCCCAACUCUCCAAUACAUAUCUUGCUGGUUUCAUGUGGCUAGACAAGCUGGGGCUGUCUGCUCGGCUGGGCAUUGAUGUGGUGAUGAGACAGGUUUUAUUUGGAGCAGGAAGCUAUCAUCUGGUGAAUGCCAGCUUUGAACCCUUGCCGGAUUAUUGGCUGUCUCUGGUGUACAAGAAGCUGGUGGGCACAAAAGUCCUGCAUGUUAACAUUACUGGUGAAGACCCAAAUAAACUUCGAGUGUAUCUUCACUGUACGAAUGAGCAUCAUCCAAAAUACAGAGAUGGUGACGUCACUUUAUUUGCCUUAAACCUCAACAACAGCACCAAACGCUUGCUGUUACCCACUCACUUCUCCAACAAGCAGAUUGACGAAUAUCUUCUACUACCUCAUGGAAAAAACAGCCUACUUUCCACGUCUGUUCAGCUGAAUGGUCAUCUCCUAAAAAUGGUGGACGAUGAAACAUUGCCAACUUUCAGCGAGAAGCCUCUUAGUCCAGGGAGCAGACUUGGGCUCCCGGCUUUUUCGUAUGGAUUUUACGUCAUAAAAAAUGCCAAAGUAAGGGCUUGCAUUUAGGAAGUCAAGGCAAAAUCUAAUUGAAAGGAUAUUGUCAAACCUCAGAGUUACAACAGUCCCAAAUAUUUUCAUCCCAGGGAAGAAACCCAAGUGUGUCAGGAGAAAAGGACAUUAUCUGGAGCCUUUUUGUCUUAAAAAUUCCUUUCAGCUCUCCAGUCUGUAAGAAUUACUUAAGCAUUUUGUUUCAAGCAUUCUUGUACCAAAAAUGGACAUACUGUUCAUUGAACAAUUAAACAUAUGGUGGGGGCAGUUAUUUUCUCUCUGCCUGACCUACUUCACAGGGCUGUUAUGCAGAUAUAGUGAGAAAAGAAGAGUAUACUGGCUUGAGGUCACUAGAGAAAAGGUGAAAUAUAAGUGUAGCAAAUAAACAGAUGUUGGCCAGCGAGGCAGAGACUGGAGGUACUGGAGGAUUUAGGGAAUGCUGAGUACAAAUAGGCAAGCAAAUGAGUCAAUAUUCAGUUCCAUCAGGGCAAAGCAAUUUAAGGACAAUAAAGUACAAGCGAGCAACUUCUGGGCACAAGGGAUAUUGCAUAGGACCUAUUUAUUAAAACAACUGCCAUGAGAUUCCUACUGCUUUCUUAUGAAACUAGGAAGCUCAACCUCAGCUCAGCUAGCCUCUGAGUAACAAGGGGGAAGGAGAUUUCACUCCUUUCAUCUUUUUAAUUGCAUUUUAUUAUUUUAACUUAGGGUGUGGAAUUGUUUUAAUGCUGUAAAUAUUUUAAUGUUCACUUUCUGUAUGUUUUUCAUUGUAUUUUUUAAAAUGGUGAACCACUCUGAGUCCAAAUUUUGGGCUUUCUCCAUCAGUUGUACUGUCUUUUUGCUGAUGCGUAUCCAUGUGCGUACAUCUGCUGGUGCAUCAAAUGGCAGCAUGAAAACUAGACAUUGUCUCUUCCACUAAGCUAGGAGGAGCACACGUUUGCCAUGCAGGAGGUUUCAGCUUCAAUCUCUGGGAUUUCUACAUAAGGCUACCCAUGUCUAAAACACUAGGCAGUGCAAAAUGGCCUCCUCCAGCCCAUUUCUCCCAAUGUAUGGGAAUACAUCUCCCAUCAUCCCCAGACCAGAUAUCCAAUGACUCUAACACAUCUAAGGCCAUCAUGGAGAAGGCUAGUAUACACCAUACUGAGCUGAAUGACCCAGUGGUCUGAUUCAGUAUUAAGGCAGGAGUUCCUAGAUUUUGAUACAAGACCAAAUAAAAUGCAAUCUGACAAGCCUUAUGUUUACAAUACUUUGUUCUUUUUUUUGGGGGGGGGGGUAUUUGCUCAUGUUGAAAUAAACUGGUUUAUAUUAAUACUU